AUGGUGGCUGGCAUGCUCAUGCCGCGGGACCAGCUGCGAGCCAUCUACGAGGUGCUCUUCCGUGAGGGUGUGAUGGUGGCCAAGAAGGACCGGAGACCCCGCAGCCUGCACCCCCACGUGCCCGGUGUCACCAACCUGCAGGUCAUGUGUGCCAUGGCCUCCCUCCGAUCACGGGGCCUAGUCCGCGAGACCUUUGCCUGGCGCCACUUUUACUGGUACCUCACCAAUGAAGGCAUCGCCCACCUGCGCCAGUACCUGCACCUGCCACCGGAGAUUGUGCCUGCCUCUCUGCAGCGCGUGCGCCGCCCUGUCGCCAUGGUGAUGCCUGCGCGCCGCACCCCCCAUGUGCAGGCUGUGCAGGGUCCCUUGGGCUCUCCACCCAAGCGGGGGCCACCACUGGCUGACAACUCCACCCGUGAGGAGCAGCGGGUCUACCGCCGGAAGGAGGAGGGGGCACCUGAGAUCCCUCUGGUGCCUGCCACCACCCUGGGGACCCUGGCCAGGCCAGGCCCGGAACCCACCCCAGUCACAGAUGAGCGGGACCGUGUGCAGAAGAAAACCUUCACCAAGUGGGUCAACAAGCACCUCAUCAAGGCUCAGAGACACAUCAGUGAUCUGUAUGAAGACCUCCGUGAUGGCCACAACCUCAUCUCCCUGUUGGAGGUCCUCUCAGGGGACAGCCUGCCCCGGGAGAAGGGGAGGAUGCGCUUCCACAAGCUGCAGAAUGUCCAGAUUGCCCUGGACUACCUCCGGCACCGCCAGGUGAAGUUGGUGAACAUCAGGAAUGAUGACAUCGCUGAUGGCAACCCCAAGCUUACCCUCGGCCUGAUCUGGACAAUCAUUCUGCACUUCCAGAUCUCAGACAUCCAGGUGAGCGGGCAAUCAGAGGACAUGACUGCCAAGGAGAAGCUGCUGCUGUGGUCCCAGCGCAUGGUGGAAGGCUAUCAGGGCCUGCGCUGUGACAACUUCACCUCCAGCUGGCGUGACGGCCGCCUCUUCAAUGCCAUCAUCCAUCGGCACAAGCCCAUCCUCAUCGACAUGAACAAGGUGUAUCGUCAGACCAACCUGGAGAACUUGGAUCAGGCCUUCUCUGUGGCAGAACGGGACCUGGGAGUGACUCGGCUCCUGGACCCAGAGGAUGUGGACGUCCCUCAGCCCGACGAGAAGUCCAUCAUCACCUAUGUUUCGUCCCUGUAUGAUGCCAUGCCUCGUGUGCCAGAUGUGCAGGAUGGGGUGAGGGCCAAUGAGCUGCAACUUCGCUGGCAGGAAUACCGUGAACUGGUGCUGCUGUUGCUGCAGUGGAUCCGGCACCACACCGCUGCCUUUGAGGAGCGCAAGUUCCCCUCCAGCUUUGAGGAGAUUGAGAUCCUUUGGUGCCAGUUUUUAAAGUUUAAGGAGACAGAGCUUCCAGCCAAGGAGGCAGACAAGAACCGGUCCAAGGGCAUCUACCAGUCCCUAGAGGCGGCGGUGCAAGCAGGCCAGCUCAAGGUACCUCCUGGCUAUCACCCGCUGGAUGUUGAGAAGGAGUGGGGCAAGUUGCACGUGGCCAUCCUGGAGCGGGAGAAACAGCUUCGGAGCGAAUUUGAGAGGCUGGAGUGUCUUCAGCGCAUAGUGAGCAAGUUGCAGAUGGAGGCGGGGCUGUGUGAGGAGCAGCUGAACCAGGCCGACGCCCUGCUGCAGUCGGAUAUCCGGCUGCUGGCUGCAGGCAAAGUACCACAGCGAGCUGGGGAGGUGGAGCGGGACCUGGAUAAGGCAGAUGAUAUGAUCCGGUUGCUGUUCAAUGAUGUGCAGACCCUCAAGGAUGGACGGCAUCCACAGGGCGAGCAGAUGUAUCGCAGGGUGUACCGUUUACAUGAGCGCCUGGUAGCCAUUCGCACCGAGUACAACCUCCGGCUGAAGGCAGGUGUCGCAGCCCCUGUAACCCAGGUGACUCAGGUUACGCUGCAGAGCAUGCAGAGGCGCCCUGAGCUUGAGGAUUCCACACUGCGCUACCUGCAAGACCUACUGGCCUGGGUGGAGGAGAACCAACGCCGAGUGGAUGGUGCUGAGUGGGGCGUGGACCUGCCCAGUGUGGAGGCACAGCUGGGUAGCCACCGAGGCCUGCACCAGUCCAUUGAGGAAUUCCGGGCCAAGAUUGAGCGGGCACGGAGCGAUGAGAGCCAGCUCUCCCCUGCCAUCCGGGGUGCCUACCGUGACUGCCUGGGUCGUCUGGACAUACAGUAUGCCAAGCUGCUGAACUCCUCCAAGGCUCGCCUCAGGUUCCUGGAGAGCCUGCACGGCUUUGUGGCAGCUGCCACCAAAGAGCUAAUGUGGCUGAACGAGAAGGAGGAGGAGGAGGUGGGCUUUGACUGGAGUGACCGCAAUGCCAACAUGGCCGCCAAGAAGGAGAGCUACUCGGCCCUGAUGCGUGAGCUAGAGCUGAAGGAAAAGAAAAUCAAGGAGAUCCAGAACACUGGAGACCGGCUGCUACGGGAGGACCACCCUGCUCGACCCACAGUGGAGUCCUUCCAGGCUGCCCUGCAAACCCAGUGGAGCUGGAUGCUACAGCUGUGCUGCUGCAUUGAGGCACACCUGAAGGAGAACACCGCCUAUUUCCAGUUCUUCUCAGAUGUUCGGGAGGCUGAGGAACAGUUACAGAAGCUGCAGGAGACACUGCGCAGGAAGUAUAGCUGCGACCGCUCUAUCACUGUCACCCGACUUGAGGACCUGCUGCAGGAUGCUCAGGAUGAGAAGGAGCAGCUGAACGAAUACAAGGGCCACCUCUCGGGCCUGGCGAAGCGGGCCAAGGCCGUUGUGCAGCUGAAGCCCCGCAACCCAGCCCACCCUGUGCGAGGCCAUGUGCCCCUGCUGGCCGUGUGUGACUAUAAGCAAGUGGAGGUGACCAUGCACAAAGGUGAUGAAUGCCAGCUCAUGGGCCCUGCACAGCCGUCCCACUGGAAGGUGCUCAGCAGCUCUGGCAGUGAGGCUGCUGUGCCCUCUGUGUGCUUCCUUGUACCCCCACCCAACCAGGAGGCCCAGGAGGCCAUCACCAGACUGGAGGCCCAGCACCAGGCCCUGGUUGCACUGUGGCAUCAGCUGCAUGUGGACAUGAAGAGCCUUCUGGCGUGGCAGAGUCUCAGCCGCGAUGUGCAGCUCAUCCGCUCCUGGUCCCUGGUCACGUUCCGCACGUUGAAGCCAGAGGAGCAGCGCCAAGCUUUGCGUAGCCUGGAGCUGCACUAUCAGGCCUUUCUGCGGGACAGCCAGGACGCUGGUGGCUUCGGGCCCGAGGACCGACUGACAGCUGAGCGCGAGUACAGCUCUUGCAGCCGACACUACCAGCAGCUGCUGCAGAGCCUGGAGCAGGGCGAGCAGGAGGAAUCUCGCUGUCAACACUGCAUCUCAGAGCUCAAAGACAUCCGGCUGCAGCUAGAGGCUUGUGAGACUCGCACCGUGCACCGACUUCGGCUACCACUAGACAAAGAGCCAGCACGGGAGUGUGCCCAGCGCAUCGCUGAGCAGCAGAAGGCACAGGCGGAAGUUGAGGGACUGGGCAAGGGGGUUGCCCGGCUCUCUUCUGAGGCCGAGAAGAUCCUGGCCCUACCUGAGCCAUCGCCUGCUGCCCCUACUCUGCGCUCAGAGCUGGAGCUGACACUUGGCAAGCUGGAACAGGUUCGCAGCCUGUCUGCCAUCUAUCUGGAGAAGCUCAAGACCAUCAGCCUGGUGAUCCGCAGCACACAGGGGGCUGAGGAGGUGCUCAAGGCCCAUGAGGAGCAGCUCAAAGAGGCCCAGGCUGUACCUGCCACCCUCCCAGAGCUUGAGGCCACAAAGGCCUCACUGAAGAAGCUGAGGGCCCAGGCAGAGGCACAGCAGCCUGUGUUUGAUGCCAUGCGGGAUGAGCUGCGUGGAGCACAGGAGGUAGGCGAGCGGCUACAGCAGCGGCAUGGUGAGCGGGACGUGGAGGUGGAUCGCUGGCGGGAACGGGUCACCCAGCUGUUAGAGCGCUGGCAAGCUGUACUGGCCCAGACCGAUGUGCGACAACGUGAGCUUGAGCAGCUGGGCCGCCAGCUGCGCUACUACCGUGAGAGUGCAGACCCACUGAGUGCCUGGCUGCAGGAUGCCAGGCAGCGGCAGGAGCAGAUCCAGGCCAUGCCCUUGGCCGACAGCCGGGCUGUGCGGGAGCAGCUGCAGCAGGAGAAGGCCCUGCUGGAGGAGAUUGAACGCCAUGGCGAGAAGGUUGAGGAGUGCCAGAAGUUUGCAAAGCAGUACAUCAAUGCCAUCAAGGACUACGAGCUCCAGCUGGUCACAUACAAGGCGCAGCUUGAGCCGGUGGCUUCCCCAGCCAAGAAGCCCAAGGUCCAGUCUGGGUCGGAGAGCAUCAUUCAGGAGUACGUGGACCUCCGCACACGCUACAGUGAGCUGACCACACUCACAAGCCAGUACAUCAAGUUCAUCACCGAGACUUUGCGGCGCAUGGAGGAGGAGGAGAGGCUGGCCGCGCAGCAACGGGCAGAGGAGCGGGAGCGGCUAGCCGAGGUGGAGGCUGCACUGGAGAAGCAGCGGCAGCUGGCUGAGGCACAUGCCCAGGCCAAGGCACAGGCGGAGCAGGAGGCACAGGAGCUUCAGCGGCGCAUGCAGGAAGAGGUGGUGCGGCGGGAGGAGGCAGCAGUGGAUGCACAGCAGCAGAAGCGCAGCAUCCAGGAGGAGCUGCAGCAUCUUCGGCAGAGCUCAGAGGCGGAGAUCCAGGCCAAAGCCCGGCAGGCAGAGGCAGCUGAGCGUAGCCGGCUGCGCAUUGAGGAGGAGAUUCGUGUGGUGCGCCUACAGCUGGAGACAACUGAACGCCAGCGUGGUGGGGCCGAGGGGGAGCUGCAGGCACUGCGUGCACGGGCGGAGGAGGCCGAGACACAGAAGCGGCAGGCUCAGGAGGAGGCCGAGCGCUUGCGGAGGCAGGUGCAGGACGAGAGCCAGCGCAAGCGGCAGGCAGAGGCGGAGUUGGCCCUGCGUGUGAAGGCUGAGGCUGAGGCAGCACGUGAGAAGCAACGGGCCUUGCAGGCACUGGAGGAGCUGCGGCUGCAGGCAGAGGAAGCAGAACGGCAGUUGCGGCAGGCCGAGGCAGAGCGAGCACGCCAGGUGCAGGUGGCCCUGGAGACGGCUCAACGCAGUGCAGAGGUAGAGCUGCAGAGCAAGCGUGCCUCCUUUGCGGAGAAGACGGCGCAGCUUGAGCGCUCUCUGCAGGAGGAGCACGUGGCCGUGGCACAGCUGCGGGAGGAGGCUGAGCGGAGGGCGCAGCAGCAGGCAGAGGCUGAGCGUGCCCGUGAGGAGGCAGAGAGAGAGCUGGAGCGCUGGCAGCUGAAGGCCAAUGAGGCUCUGCGGCUGCGGCUGCAGGCAGAGGAGGGGGCACAGCAGAAGACUCUGGCACAGUCCGAGGCUGAGAAGCAGAAGGAGGAGGCAGAGCGUGAGGCGCGGCGCCGCGGCAAGGCGGAGGAGCAGGCUGUGCGGCAGCGGGAGCUGGCGGAGCAGGAGUUGGAGAAGCAGCGGCAGCUGGCGGAAGGCACCGCACAGCAACGCCUGGCUGCGGAGCAGGAGCUGAUCCGGCUGCGGGCCGAGACGGAGCAGGGGGAGCAGCAGCGGCAGCUGCUGGAGGAAGAGCUGGCCCGGCUACAGCGUGAGGCAGCUGCAGCCUUACAGAAGCGCCAGGAACUGGAGGCUGAGCUGGCCAAGGUGCGGGCUGAGAUGGAGGUGCUGCUGGCCAGCAAGGCCCGGGCUGAGGAGGAGUCACGCUCCACCAGCGAGAAGUCCAAGCAGAGGCUGGAGGCUGAGGCUGGCCGGUUCCGCGAGCUAGCUGAGGAGGCUGCCCGCCUACGUGCCCUGGCAGAGGAGGCCAAGCGGCAGCGGCAGCUAGCUGAGGAGGAUGCAGCACGGCAGCGGGCUGAGGCAGAGCGGGUGCUUGCUGAGAAGCUGGCUGCCAUCAGUGAGGCCACACGGCUAAAGACAGAGGCAGAGAUUGCACUCAAGGAGAAGGAGGCCGAGAAUGAGCGCCUGCGUCGGUUGGCAGAAGACGAGGCCUUCCAGCGGCGGCGGCUGGAGGAGCAGGCAGCACAGCACAAGGCCGACAUCGAGGAGCGCCUGGCCCAGCUACGCAAGGCUUCAGAGAGUGAACUGGAGCGGCAGAAGGGGCUGGUGGAGGACACAGUACGGCAGCGGCGGCAGGUGGAAGAGGAGAUUCUUGCACUGAAGGUGAGCUUCGAGAAGGCAGCUGCCGGCAAGACAGAGCUGGAGCUGGAGCUAGGGCGCAUCCGUAGCAAUGCCGAGGACACACUGCGCAGCAAGGAGCAGGCAGAACUAGAGGCCGCACGGCAGCGGCAGCUGGCUGCGGAAGAGGAGCAGCGGCGUCGCGAGGCCGAGGAGCGUGUGCAAAAGAGCCUGGCGGCCGAGGAGGAGGCUGCACGGCAGCGUAAGGCUGCGCUGGAGGAAGUCGAGCGGCUCAAAGCCAAAGUAGAGGAGGCGCGGCGUCUGCGCGAGCGAGCAGAGCAGGAGUCGGCACGGCAACUGCAGCUGGCCCAGGAGGCUGCCCAGAAGCGGCUGCAGGCAGAGGAGAAAGCACAUGCCUUCGCGGUGCAGCAGAAGGAGCAAGAACUGCAGCAGACACUGCAGCAGGAACAGAGCAUGCUGGAACGACUGCGCAGCGAGGCAGAGGCAGCACGGAGAGCAGCUGAAGAGGCAGAGGAGGCACGGGCACAGGCUGAGCGUGAGGCCACGCAGUCCCGGCGGCAGGUAGAAGAGGCCGAGCGACUGAAGCAGUUAGCAGAGGAGCAGGCACAGGCCCGGGCACAGGCCCAGGCUGAUGCAGAAAAGCUGCGUAAGGAGGCCGAGCAGGAGGCAGCACGGCGAGCACAGGCCGAGCAGGCGGCCUUGCGGCAGAAGCAAGCCGCUGACGCGGAGAUGGAGAAGCACAAGAAGUUUGCUGAGCAGACACUGCGGCAGAAGGCACAGGUGGAGCAGGAGCUGACAACACUGAGGCUGAAGCUGGAGGAGACUGACCACCAGAAGAGCUUGCUGGAUGAGGAGCUGCAGCGGCUGAAGGCAGAGGCAACAGAGGCCGCCCGCCAGCGCAACCAGGUAGAGGAGGAGCUCUUCUCAGUGCGCGUGCAGAUGGAGGAGCUGGGCAAGCUCAAGGCGCGCAUCGAGGCUGAGAACCGCGCACUCAUCCUGCGUGACAAAGACAACACACAGCGCUUCCUGCAGGAGGAGGCUGAGAAGAUGAAGCAAGUAGCAGAGGAGGCUGCACGGUUGAGCGUGGCUUCCCAGGAGGCUGCGCGGCUGCGGCAGCUGGCAGAGGAGGACCUGGCACAGCAGCGGGCCCUGGCAGAGAAGAUGCUCAAGGAGAAGAUGCAGGCGGUGCAGGAGGCCACACGGCUCAAGGCCGAGGCAGAGCUGCUGCAGCAGCAAAAGGAGCUUGCACAAGAGCAGGCACGCCGGCUGCAGGAAGACAAGGAGCAGAUGGCGCAACAGCUGGCACAGGAGACACAGGGCUUCCAGCGGACUCUAGAGGCAGAGCGGCAGCGGCAGCUGGAGAUGAGUGCCGAGGCCGAGCGCCUCAAGUUGCGGAUGGCUGAGAUGAGCCGGGCUCAGGCCCGUGCUGAGGAGGACGCCCAGCGCUUCCGGAAGCAGGCAGAAGAGAUUGGUGAGAAGCUGCACCGCACAGAGCUCGCCACCCAGGAGAAGGUGACACUGGUGCAGACACUGGAGAUCCAGCGGCAGCAGAGUGACCAUGAUGCUGAGCGCCUGCGGGAGGCCAUUGCUGAGCUGGCGCGCGAGAAGGAGAAGCUCCAGCAGGAGGCCAAACUGCUGCAGCUCAAGUCCGAGGAGAUGCAGACGGUGCAGCAGGAGCAGCUGUUGCAGGAGACACAGGCUCUGCAGCAGAGCUUCCUCUCUGAGAAGGACAGCUUGCUACAGCGGGAACGCUUCAUCGAGCAAGAGAAGGCCAAACUGGAGCAGCUCUUCCAGGAUGAGGUGGCCAAGGCACAGCAGCUGCGUGAGGAACAGCAGCGACAGCAGCAGCAGAUGGAGCAUGAGCGGCAGCAGCUGGUGGCCAGCAUGGAGGAGGCACGGCGGCGGCAGCGUGAGGCAGAGGAGGGUGUGCGGCUCAAGCAGGAGGAGCUGCAGCGGUUGGAACAACAGCGGCGGCAGCAGGAGGAGCUGUUGGCGGAGGAGAACCAGAGGCUGCGUGAACGAUUGCAGCGCCUGGAGGAGGAGCACCGGGCUGCACUUGCACACUCUGAGGAGGUUGCUGCCUCGCAGGCGGCUGCCACAAAAACCCUGCCCAAUGGCCGGGAGGUGCCCGAUGGCCCAGGCAUGGAAGUAGAGUCUGAGCACAGCUUCGAUGGCCUGCGGCGGAAGGUGCCAGCCCAGCGGCUACAGGAAGCGGGCAUCCUAAGCACAGAGGAGUUGCAGCGACUGGCACAGGGUCAUACCACGGUGGCCGAGCUCGCACGGAGGGAGGACGUGCGCCAAUACCUGCAGGGCCGCAGCUGUAUUGCAGGGCUGCUGCUGAAGCCAACCAAUGAGAAGCUGAGUGUCUACACAGCCCUGCAGAGGCAACUGCUAAGCCCUGGCACAGCACUCAUCCUGCUGGAGGCCCAGGCAGCCUCGGGCUUCCUGCUGGACCCUGUGCGGAACCGGCGGCUGACCGUCAAUGAGGCCGUGAAGGAGGGUGUGGUGGGCCCUGAGCUGCACCACAAGCUUCUGUCAGCUGAGCGUGCUGUCACAGGCUACAAAGACCCCUACACCGGAGAGCAGAUCUCCCUCUUUCAGGCCAUGCAGAAGGACCUCAUUGUCCGGGACCACGGCAUCCGACUCCUGGAGGCCCAGAUUGCCACGGGCGGCAUCAUUGACCCCGUGCACAGCCACCGUGUGCCUGUGGAUGUGGCCUACAAGCGUGGCUACUUUGACGAGGAGAUGAACCGCAUCCUGGCUGACCCAAGUGAUGACACCAAGGGCUUUUUUGACCCCAACACGCAUGAGAACCUCACCUACCUACAGCUGCUGGAGCGCUGUGUGGAAGACCCUGAGACAGGCCUGUCCCUCUUGCCACUCACAGAUAAGGCCGCCAGGGGUGGGGAGCUGGUCUAUACUGAUUCAGAGGCCCGGGAUGUGUUUGAGAAGGCUACCGUGUCUGCACCAUUUGGCAAGUUCCAGGGCAAGACAGUGACCAUCUGGGAGAUAAUCAACUCAGAAUACUUCUCGGCAGAGCAACGGCGGGACCUGCUGCGGCAGUUCCGCACAGGCCGGAUCACGGUGGAGAAGAUCAUCAAGAUCAUUAUCACGGUGGUGGAGGAGCAGGAGCAGAAGGGUCAACUCUGCUUUGAGGGCCUGCGCAGCCUGGUGCCUGCCACCGAGCUUCUGGAGAGUAAGGUCAUUGACCGUGACCUUUACCACCAACUGCAGCGGGGUGAGCGUUCUGUGCGAGAGGUAGCUGAAGCCGACACUGUGCGGCGGGCCCUACGGGGUGCCAAUGUCAUCGCAGGUGUGUGGCUGGAGGAGGCAGGGCAAAAGCUAAGCAUCUAUGAGGCCCUGAAAAAAGACCUACUGCAGCCUGAUGUGGCCGUGGCCCUGCUGGAAGCCCAGGCUGGCACUGGGCACAUCAUCGACCCUUCUACCAGUGCUCGGCUGACUGUGGAUGAGGCAGUGCGUGCUGGCUUGGUGGGCCCUGAGCUGCAUGAGAAACUUCUGUCGGCUGAGAAGGCUGUGACAGGCUAUAGGGACCCCUACACCGGGCAGAGUGUCUCCCUGUUCCAGGCCCUGAAGAAGGGCCUCAUACCCCGGGAACAGGGCCUGCGCCUGCUCGAUGCCCAGCUGUCCACGGGCGGCAUCGUGGACCCCAGCAAGAGCCACCGUGUGCCCCUGGAUGUGGCCUAUGCCCGAGGCCACUUGGACAAGGAGACCAACAGGGCCCUGUCGACACCCAGGGAUGAUGCCAAGGCCUACUGCGACCCCACCACUCGGGAGCCGGUCACCUAUGGCCAACUCCAACAGCAAUGCCGGCUUGACCAGCUCACAGGACUGAACCUGCUGCCACUUUCUGAGAAGGCUGCCCGGGCCCGACAGGAGGAGCUCUACUCUGAGCUGCAGGCCCGCGAGACCUUUGAGAAGACCACAGUCGAUGUCCCCGUGGGUGGUUUCCAGGGCAGGACAUUGACAGUGUGGGAGCUUAUCAGCUCUGAUUACUUCACAAUGGAACAGCGGCAGGAGCUGCUGAGGCAGUUCCGCACAGGCAAAGUCACCGUGGAGAAGGUCAUCAAGAUCCUUAUCACCAUCGUGGAGGAGGUGGAGACUCUGCGGCAGGAAAAGCUGUCCUUCAGCGGCCUCCGCAACCCUGUGCCAGCAAGUGAGCUCCUGGCCUCCAAGGUGCUCAGCCAAGCCCAGUUCGAGCAGCUCAGGGAUGGCAAGACCACAGUCAAGGACCUGUCAGAACUGAAGUCUGUGCGGACACUGUUGCAGGGCAGCGGCUGCCUCGCUGGCAUCUACCUGGAGGAUGCCAAGGAGAAGGUGACCAUCUAUGAGGCCAUGCGCCGGGGCUUGCUUAGACCCAGCACGGCCACACUUCUGCUUGAGGCACAGGCAGCCACUGGCUUCCUGGUGGACCCUGUGCGGAACCAGCGCCUGUAUGUCCAUGAGGCUGUGAAAGCGGGUGUUGUGGGCCCCGAGCUGCAUGAGAAGCUGCUAUCGGCUGAGAAGGCUGUGACUGGCUACAAGGACCCCUACUCAGGCACCACCAUCUCCCUCUUCCAGGCCAUGAAGAAGGGCCUGGUCCUCAGGGAGCACGGUAUCCGCCUGCUGGAGGCCCAGAUUGCCACAGGUGGUAUCAUUGACCCUGUGCACAGCCACCGCCUGCCCGUGGACGUGGCCUACCAACGUGGCUACUUUGACAAGGAAAUGAACCACACUCUGGCUGACCCGAGCGAUGACACCAAGGGCUUCUUUGACCCUAACACGCACGAGAACCUCACCUACCUGCAGCUGUUGGAACGAUGCGUGGAGGACCCUGAGACGGGCCUGCGCCUCCUGCCACUAAAAGGGGCAGAGAAGGCAGAGGUGGUAGAAACCACACAGGUAUACACCGAGGAGGAGACCCGGAGGGCAUUUGAGGAGACACAGAUCGAUAUCCCUGGUGGUGGUAGCCAUGGCAGCUCCACCAUGUCCUUGUGGGAAGUGAUGCAGUCAGAUCUGAUCCCUGAGGAGCAGCGGACCCAGCUAAUGGCUGACUUCCAGGCUGGCCGGGUGACUAAGGAGCGCAUGAUCAUCAUCAUCAUCGAGAUCAUCGAGAAGACUGAGAUCAUCCGCCAGCAAAACUUGACCUCUUAUGACUACGUGCGCCGCCGCCUCACAGCUGAGGACCUGUACGAGGCUCGGAUCAUCUCCCUCGAGACCUUCAACCUGCUCCGGGAGGGCACCAAGAGCCUCCGUGAGGUCCUCGAGGUGGAGUCGGCCUGGCGCUACCUCUAUGGCACAGGCUGUGUGGCUGGCAUCUAUCUGCCUGGCUCCAAGCAGACACUGACCAUCUACCAGGCCCUCAAGAAGGGACUGCUGAGUGCUGAGGUGGCUCGCUUGUUGCUGGAGGCACAGGCGGCCACAGGCUUUCUGCUGGACCCAGUGAAGGGCGAGCGGUUGACUGUGGACGAGGCUGUGCGGAAGGGCCUUGUGGGCCCUGAACUGCAUGACCGGCUGCUCUCAGCAGAGCGGGCAGUUACUGGCUACCGUGACCCCUACACCGAGCAGACUAUCUCGCUCUUCCAAGCCAUGAAGAAAGAGCUGAUCCCUGCCGAAGAGGCCCUGCGACUGCUGGAUGCCCAACUGGCCACCGGUGGCAUUGUGGACCCCCGCCUAGGCUUCCACCUCCCACUGGAGGUGGCUUACCAACGUGGCUACCUCAGCAAGGACACACAUGACCAGCUGUCAGAGCCCAGUGAGGUGCGCAGCUACGUGGACCCGUCCACUGACGAGCGCCUCAGCUACACGCAGCUGCUCAAACGAUGCCGCCGUGAUGAAAACAGCGGCCAGCUUCUCCUGCCACUCUCAGACACCCGCAAGCUGACCUUCCGUGGCCUGCGUAAGCAGAUCACCGUAGAGGAGUUGGUGCGCUCCCAGGUCAUGGAUGAGGCCACAGCGCUGCAGCUGCAGGAGGGCCUGACCUCCAUCGAGGAGGUCACCAAGAACCUGCAGAAGUUCCUUGAGGGUACUAGCUGCAUUGCUGGUGUCUUUGUUGAUGUCACCAAGGAGCGACUGUCGGUGUACCAGGCCAUGAAGAAGGGCAUCAUCCGCCCUGGCACAGCCUUUGAGCUCCUGGAGGCACAGGCAGCCACUGGCUACGUCAUUGACCCCAUCAAAGGACUCAAGCUGACCGUGGAGGAAGCCGUGCGUAUGGGCAUUGUGGGCCCUGAGUUCAAGGACAAGCUGCUGUCAGCUGAGCGCGCUGUCACUGGCUACAAGGACCCCUAUUCUGGAAAGCUCAUCUCCCUCUUUCAGGCCAUGAAGAAGGGCUUGAUUCUGAAGGACCAUGGCAUCCGCCUGCUGGAGGCCCAGAUCGCCACGGGUGGCAUCAUCGACCCUGAGGAGAGCCACCGACUACCUGUGGAGGUGGCAUACAAGCGUGGCCUCUUUGAUGAGGAGAUGAAUGAGAUUCUGACCGACCCCUCGGAUGACACCAAGGGCUUCUUCGACCCCAACACAGAGGAGAACCUCACCUACUUGCAGCUGAUGGAGCGUUGCAUCACUGACCCCCAGACAGGCCUGUGCCUCCUGCCACUGAAGGAGAAGAAGCGAGAGCGGAAGACAUCCUCCAAGUCCUCAGUACGCAAGCGCCGUGUGGUCAUUGUGGACCCAGAGACAGGCAAGGAGAUGUCAGUGUAUGAGGCCUACCGCAAGGGCCUCAUUGACCACCAGACCUAUCUGGAACUGUCCGAGCAGGAGUGCGAAUGGGAAGAGAUCACUAUCUCCUCCUCAGACGGUGUGGUAAAGUCCAUGAUCAUCGACCGCCGCUCUGGCCGCCAGUACGACAUUGAUGAUGCAAUCAGCAAGAACCUCAUUGACCGCUCUGCCCUGGACCAGUAUCGUGCAGGCACACUCUCCAUCACUGAGUUUGCUGACAUGCUCUCAGGCAAUGCUGGCGGCUUCCGCUCCCGCUCCUCCUCGGUGGGCUCCUCUUCCUCCUACCCCAUCAGCCCUGCCGUCUCCAGGACCCCCCUGACCUCCUGGUCUGACCCCACUGAAGAGACAGGCCCUGUGGCUGGCAUCCUGGACACAGAGACGCUGGAGAAGGUGUCCAUCACGGAGGCCAUGCACCGCAAUCUGGUGGACAACAUCACUGGGCAGCGGCUGCUGGAGGCGCAGGCCUGCACUGGGGGCAUCAUCGACCCCAACACCGGCGAGCGCUUCCCUGUCACCGAGGCUGUCAACAAGGGCCUGGUAGACAGGAUCAUGGUGGACCGCAUCAACUUGGCCCAGAAGGCCUUCUGUGGCUUUGAGGAUCCACGCACUAAGACCAAGAUGUCAGCUGCCCAGGCCCUGAAGAAGGGCUGGCUGUACUAUGAGGCAGGUCAGCGCUUCCUGGAGGUGCAGUACCUGACAGGUGGACUGAUCGAGCCCGACAUGCCAGGCCGCGUUCCCCUCGACGAGGCCUUGCAGCGUGGUACAGUGGAUGCCCGCACUGCCCAGAAGUUGCGUGAUGUGGGGGCCUACUCCAAGUACCUCACCUGCCCCAAGACCAAGCUCAAGAUCUCCUACAAAGACGCACUGGACCGCAGCAUGGUGGAGGAGGGCACAGGGCUGCGGCUGCUGGAGGCUGCUGCCCAAUCCAGCAAGGGCUACUAUAGCCCCUAUAGUGUCAGUGGCUCUGGCUCCACUGCCGGCUCACGCACUGGCUCACGCACCGGCUCCCGGGCCGGCUCCCGUCGUGGCAGCUUUGAUGCCACUGGCUCCGGCUUCUCCAUGACCUUCUCUUCCUCCUCCUACUCCUCCUCUGGCUAUGGCCGCCGUUAUGCCUCAGGGCCCUCAGCCUCCUUGGGGGGUCCUGAGUCUGCUGUGGCCUGAGCCCUGCCUGUGCUCCCUGCCCCUACUCUGCAUGUGGCCAGGCUCCCACCGAGGCGCUGGGGUCCUACUUCAGUGUUUAAAGGUGUCUUCCUCCCAAGCGGUGCCUAAAGUUUAACCAAAAAGACCAGACUAAUAUAUUAAUAUAUAUCUGCUGUCCAGACAGCCUGUAUCUUGGGGGAUGGGGCUGGCCCAGCCCUGCUGACCACUUCAUCCCCCUCGGGUCUCCCCACUCCCUUCUACCUGCCACUCACCACAGCCAGGUGCCUUGGAGAGUCCAGAGCUGGACCCCAGCCCACCUCUCCUGUCUCCCCAGGGAGGGUUCUCUCUGGGCGAGGCCCCCUGCCCCGUGUGCCAGCCCCACUGGUUACUCCCCACCAGGUCUAGCUGCUGAGGCAGCUGGGCUCAGUCCCAUCAUUAGAGGGCCCUCAGCCCUCUCGGGGCUUUGACCCCUGGGCCAGCAUUUUCUCUCCAGUUUGUUUCCAGGACUGGCCUGCUUACUCAGUGGGCCUGACUGGGGAGGGAGGGAGGGAG
Messenger RNA from Carlito syrichta (Philippine tarsier), 14595 nucleotides. It is a transcript of the gene PLEC, whose product is annotated as plectin. Gene Ontology annotation, cellular component: cytoskeleton; membrane; cell junction. Gene Ontology annotation, biological process: intermediate filament bundle assembly; wound healing. NCBI's taxonomy places the organism in Eukaryota, Metazoa, Chordata, Mammalia, Primates, Tarsiidae. Gene Ontology annotation, molecular function: structural molecule activity; keratin filament binding; protein binding. The coding region runs from base 1 to 14064 and encodes 4687 amino acids. The transcript has 32 exons. The record is from RefSeq and is a predicted model, not a curated record.